UUCUUAUCCAAUGCCUUUCACUUCUUCCUUUUCUAACUUUAUGCUUCUCAAAGUUUCAUACUUUCAUGUCUCUGGUGAUUACUCAUUGCACCAGAAUUCAUCCUAGGAUUUGUUCUUACCCAGAAUGUUUUUAGAUUCUAUGCUUGUUUCAUUGAAUUUCAAUUCCCCCCUUCCCAUUAUCUGUAAUGAUACUGUGCUAAGAGAUUUCAUUUCCUUGAUUUAACCUUAACCCUCCUUUGAUCCUUUCCCCAGUCCUAUAAAGCUGCCUGGUUAUUUUGUUUAUAGUUUGAGUCCUGCAAGAUAUUACCUUCUGGUACAUUAGUUCUUCCAAUUUAAUACAAAAUGGGAGAUGUUUUGGAAUGUUCAAAAGAACAAGGUAAAAAGAAACAUAAGACGCGGCAAAACGACAGUGCAAGAAAGGAAAAUUAUGUUCAUGUGAGGGCUAAAAGAGGCCAGGCAACAAACAGUCACAGCCUUGCAGAAAGGGUGAGGAGAGAAAAGAUCAGUGAAAGAAUGAGACUGCUUCAAGAACUAGUCCCAGGCUGCAAUAAGAUUGCUGGGAAAGCGGUGAUGCUCGACAAGAUUAUCAAGUAUGUGCAGUCACUCCAGCAACAGGUUGAGUUCCUGUCAAUGAAGCUUGCAACUGUGAAUCCAGAGAUGAAUCUUGAUGUUGAACAGAUAUUGCCCAAAGAUAUCUUUCUGCCAGGAUUGAAUAUUCCCCACAGAUCUUUCACUUGCAUCCCAGGCUCAACCCCAUUGCAUGCUUUACCUCAGAAUGUAUGGGACAAUGACCUGCAGAGUAUUCUCCAAAAGGGAUUUGAUUCCAUGAGUAAUAGGGGACCAAAUGAUAGGUGACAAAUAUGAUUUAGCUUGUUUAGUAAUAAAGAUGAAAUACUUAUCAAAAGGUGCUGAUUAAAAUGAAAUGAAGUUAAGUCGUUUAAGUAUAAGGUUGGAUUUAAAACCAUGAAAUUAAAGUUGUAUAUGUUGUUUUUGCU
This is a messenger RNA of Ipomoea nil (Japanese morning glory), 995 nucleotides long. RefSeq names its product transcription factor bHLH74-like. Bases 343 to 855 code for a protein of 170 amino acids. NCBI's taxonomy places the organism in Eukaryota, Viridiplantae, Streptophyta, Magnoliopsida, Solanales, Convolvulaceae. Gene Ontology annotation, molecular function: DNA-binding transcription factor activity; protein dimerization activity. The record is from RefSeq and is a predicted model, not a curated record. Gene Ontology annotation, biological process: regulation of DNA-templated transcription. The transcript is spliced from 6 exons. Gene Ontology annotation, cellular component: nucleus.